AGCCAUCAAAUCCUUGAGGAUCCUUGAUUUGAGUGAUGAAGCGAUAAGGGCAUUGCGCAAGAGGAUCUAUGGUGAAGUACGUGCAUGGGCAGUGUUGCAUCAUAAGAAUGUCCUUCGCUUUUUUGGGACGACCUCAGGAUUUGGACCGCUUCCCGCAUUCGUAACUCCUUGGAUGGAGCGUGGAUCUUUGACGAACUAUCUGUCUCUUGAGUUCUCUAAUCUAUUGGAUAGAGACAAGUUCAUACUGCUUGAACAGAUUACGACAGCUAUUCAAUACCUUCAUGACGAGCAUGUCAUUCAUGGGAACCUCACUGGACACAACAUAUUGAUCGAUUCCAGAGGAAACGCUCACGUAACAGAUUUUGGACUGUCGACGAUCCUUGCAGAAUGCGAUAGCUCGUCGUGCGAAGCCUACUACUCAGGAUCUAUACGCUGGGCUGCACCUGAAUUGAUACAUCUUACAGACGAAGAAGCUGGAAAGCCGACUACCUGCUCCGACGUUUACUCGCUCGGUUCCGUAAUACUUCAGGUACUAUCCGGAAAGCUCCCUUAUCAUUGGCUGGAAGACCCACUUCAUAUCAUGGCUGCUAGACACAAGGGUAUGCAACCCAUGGCAACAGACAGUUCAGUUGACAGGCAUCACGUACCCUUUCUUCAAGAAUGCUGGUCAUGGUCUCCUGACAGACCAACGAUUGACCACGUUCUGAGUUAUGUUCGAAGCGCAUUACCACCAUAGUAAUUACAGGCAGUUGCUCUGAGAUAAUCGAUUUACACAUCAUAUUGUAUAUUCGUCUUUUUGUUCAUGGCGCACUAGCUCCGCGUGUCUUCUUAUUUAUUUAUUAUUACCCCACAAACGCUUGUUUUCUUGAAAAUAUGUAGUUGCGUACCUUGUGCUUAGCUCCUGGGAUCAU
Molecule: messenger RNA, 911 nt
Organism: Suillus subaureus
Lineage: Eukaryota; Fungi; Basidiomycota; Agaricomycetes; Boletales; Suillaceae
Product: kinase-like domain-containing protein
Exons: 6
Coding region: 173-736 (187 amino acids)
Biological process (GO): protein phosphorylation
Cellular component (GO): cytoplasm
Molecular function (GO): protein serine/threonine kinase activity; ATP binding
Source: RefSeq, a predicted model, not a curated record